AUGGCAAAUCAAGACUUUGGCUUAACUGGUGCACUCAAAGUACGCCCGGCUGAAGAAGGCGAUGCGGCACAUUUACACACAUUUUGUUUUCCUGAAAAAACCAAAACGCAGGUUACGAACGAAUUGCAAGCCGAUUUGGAAUCAGACGGUCAGACCCAUCGACUCGUUGCGGAGUCGAGUGGAUACCCGAUCGGACAGAUUACCGUGAGCAUGGCUACCAGCGAUCCUGAGGUAGCCCAAAUCGGGGAUCUCGCUGUAUCUGGACCGUUUCGGCAAUUAAAGGUGGCAGACCAUCUCAUAGAAGCUGCGGGAACUACCGCGGAAGAAAAUGGCGCGAAAAUCCUUGAAAUUGAGCUUCCGUCCUCUGAGACGAAUGUCAUCCAGAGAUAUAAGGAUUGGGGGUUCGUUGAAAAGCCGCUUGUUAUCCUGCAGAAAACGCUUGAAGCAGAAGAAGCAGAAGAAGUAGAAGAAGUAGAAGAUACGGACGCACACGAAGAUCAAACCGCUGAGACCAGCGGCGAACAGCAGGAACUGCUUAAUGCCUAA
Molecule: messenger RNA, 546 nt
Organism: Geodia barretti
Lineage: Eukaryota; Metazoa; Porifera; Demospongiae; Tetractinellida; Geodiidae
Source: the annotation of a GenBank genome assembly